Molecule: messenger RNA, 3670 nt
Organism: Carassius auratus (goldfish)
Lineage: Eukaryota; Metazoa; Chordata; Actinopteri; Cypriniformes; Cyprinidae
Gene: ankrd52b
Product: ankyrin repeat domain 52b
Exons: 28
Coding region: 118-3195 (1025 amino acids)
Molecular function (GO): protein binding
Source: RefSeq, a predicted model, not a curated record
GUUACAGCGCAGUCGCUCUUCUGGUGAAUCCGUUCACUAUUAACGGCCUAAAGCAUAGAGUCGUUUCUUCACGAUCAUAUCCUAAUGAAUAAACUCCGACCUGACUAAUCCGUGGAGAUGGGAAUAUUAAAGAUAAACGAGCAGUCACUCCUGGUCCAGGCAGUUUUUAGCCAGAAUGCUGAAAUGGUGGACUUUUUGUUGGAGCAACAUGAAGAUGUCAAUGAACUGGACCACGAGUGGCGCACUGCGUUGCAUGCUGCAGCUUAUGUUGGAGGUGUUUAUAUCAUGGAGCUCCUCAUCAGUUCAGGUGCUGAUGUCAAUGCUAAAGACCAGGACUGGCUGACUCCUCUGCAUCGAGCAGCUGCCUCUCAGAAUGAAGAGUCUGUUGGGCUGCUUCUGAGAAAGGGAGCUGUAGUGAAUGCACAGGACCGGUUCUGUCAGACGCCGCUGCAUGUAGCUGCAGCCAACAGAGCCAUGAAGUGUGUCCAGAUGCUGCUUCCUUACGUGAGCGGCCUGGAUGCAGCUGAUCGCUUCGGGAGAAGCGCUUUACAUCACGCAGUCCACAGUGGACACGCAGAGACAGUGACCCUGCUCCUAAGUAAAGGGGCCAACAUGAGUGCCCGAGACAUAAAGGACAGACAGCCUAUCCAUUUGGCUUCUUAUCUAGGGCAUCUGGAGGUGGUCAAGCUCUUAGUAGCGUGCAGCGCUGAUGUGUCCUGCAGGGACAAGCAGGGGUUUACCCCUCUACAUGCGGCUGCUCUUGGGGGACACACUGAAGUGGUCAAGUACCUGCUGAAACAUGGAGCAGAGGUUGAUGAAGCAGAUGGCUCUGGUAACAGUGCUCUCCACAUGGUUUGUUACGCUGGGCAGAGGGCUGUAGCUAGUGAGCUGGUUAACUGUGGUGCCAGUGUUAACCGAUCAAACGUGCGUGGCUGUACACCGCUGCACCUGUCUGCUGCCUCCGCUGAAGGAGCCUUGUGUCUGGAGCUGCUGGUCAACAACGGGGCAAAUCUUCACAUUCCGAAUAAAGCCGGGAAGAGUCCUUUGCAUGUGGCUGCCAUUCACGGACACUUCACCCGUUCCCAGAUACUCCUUCAAAAUGGUGCAGAGGUGGAGUGUGUUGAUAAAUUUGGUCAUACUCCUCUUCACUCUGCUGCUAAACAUGGUCAGGAGUUGCUGAUCACUACACUCUUGAAUAACGGUGCGGAUGUGGCCAGGCGAGGCAUUAAUGGCAUGACUCCAGUGCACUUGGCAGUGUUUUAUGGAUUUUCAGACUGUUGUCAAAAGUUACUUUCCUCAGGGUUUGAUAUAAACACCGUGGACGGCCUGGGAAGGACAUGUUUGCAUGCAGCUGCUUCAGGAGGAAAUGUUGAAUGUCUUAAAUUGCUGUUAAAAAGUGGUGCUGCUUUGAAUAAAAAGGACAAUUUUGGAAGGUCUCCUCUGCACUACACAUCAGUGAACGGCUCGUAUCUGUGUACAGUGGCUCUGGUGAAAGCUGGAGCUGAUGUUAAUGAACUGGAUGUGAAUGGAUGCAGUCCACUGCACUACGCAGCUGCUGCCCAAACCUCACACAGAGUUGAACAGAACUGUCCUGACAGUGAGACAGAUGAAGAAGCUCAGUGGUGUUUGGAGUUUCUUUUGCAGAGUGGAGCUGACCCAACACUGCGUGACAGUAAAGGCUUCGGUCCGGUCCACUACGCAGCUGCCUGUGGUGACAGACACAACCUAAAAUUGCUCAUAGAAAUGUCUUUCAAAUGUGUGGAAGAUGUGGAAAGCUGUGUUCCUGUGAGUCCUUUUCACUUAGCGGCGUAUAAUGGUCACAGUGAGGCUCUUCAGGUGCUGUCCGAAACACUGGUUAAUGUAGACAUACAGGAUCCCAGGGGUCAUACAGCUCUGUAUAUGGCUGCUCUGAGAGGUCACGGCCCCUGUGUGGAGCUGCUGCUGCUUCAAGGGGCUUCGUAUGCCAUCAGGGAGCACAGCCACAGAUGGACACCACUACAUGCUGCAGCUGCCAAAGGUCAAACUGAGUGCCUGCUCAUGAUGUUGAAAAGAGACGAAAAAGAUGACAUAUUUGACCUCAUGGACAUACAUGGACAGACUCCACUGAUGUUGGCUACACUGGGCAGUCACAUUGACUGUGUCCACAUGCUGCUCGAGAGAGGAAGUAAUCCAGACACUGGAGACAGAAGAAGCCGCACUGCGUUGCAUCGCGCAGCAGUAGUUGGUAGUGAAGAGUGUGUCUCGGCUUUGCUGGCGCAUGGAGCCUUCUCUCUGUGCAGGGACGUUUAUGGCAGAAGCCCUUUGCACUUGGCUGCCUCUUGUGGUCACGCAUGGCUGCUGCGUCCUUUACUUGAAGCAGCAUCACUCUCAGACUCCCUCGACUCUCUGCUAGACUACAGUGCCUACACACCGACUCACUGGGCUGCUUACCAUGGGCACAAUGACUGUCUAGAAGCUUUACUUGAAUAUAGGCCAUCAAGCUUUCAGGAAGGAAACUCCUUCACACCACUGCACUGUGCACUAAUUGCUGGUCACGAUGGUGCUGCUCGACUGCUUGUUGAAACUAUGGGAACAAAAAUCAUGAACCUCAUAGAUGGCAAAGGAAGGACUCCCUUACAUGCAUCUGCGUAUGCAGGAAAUGUUGCAGCGCUGCAGUUGGCAUUGACCUGCGGCUCAGAUGUAAACGCGGUCGAUUAUUCAGGGCGCUCUCCAUUAAUGCUUGCUGCUGAGAAUGGGCAUACUUCUGCUGUGGAUAUCUUGCUUCAUCAGGCCGGGGCAGACCUCAUGCUGCUGGACAUCAACAGGAACUCAGCACUUCAUAUCGCCUGUAUAAGAAGUCAUGAAAUGUGUGCUCUUCUCAUUCUGGCCGAGAUUGAUGACCCAGCUCUCAUCAAUAGCACAAACACUGCACUUCAAACACCUCUGCAUAUUGCUGCAAGAAAUGGUCUUGCCACUGUGGUUGAGGUGCUGCUUACUCGAGGUGCAAUGGUUCUGGCCACUGAUCAAGAUGGACAUAUUCCGGCUUUGGCAUGCGCACCGAACAAAGAUGUGGCAGACUGCUUGGCUCUUAUAAUUUCCACAAUGAUGCCUUUUUCUGCUGGCACCAUCAGUCUGAUGAAGCACUGUGGCAUUGCUGCAUCCCAUCAGCCCUUGUCCAAAACCGUGCCUAUACAGCUGAUCACAGAGGAACCAUAGAGCUGAGUGGACACCAGAUAAUACACUGAACUCCUUGACUUUGAACUCCUCCUAUCGAUUCAGAAGGUAUUAGAAUGUAUUUUUUAUUGUACAGUAUCAUACAAUGCUUCUGUUUUAGCAUCAUGCAGUAUAUACUGUGACAUAUUCAUUUGUAAUACAGUACAUCUUUAACUGCACCAUUCCAUUAUGUGCUGAAUUACUCCUUUAUGUGUAGCCUAAGAAAGUAACUACAAUAUCUGCUACUGUUUUAGCAUUGUGCUAUAGUAUACAUGGAUAGAAAUGUGUUAAUUUGUGUUUGCAUGUGUUGGGUACUCUAAAUAUGAAUUUAUCAUUUCACAUUUAUCUCAGCUUGAUACACUUUUGCAUUUUUGAAGAGGCAAAUUGCGAAAAAUAAAAGCAUAAAACAAACAAUGUUUAGUCACCCUGCAAACUACAAGACACGAUUCCAUCAAAUAAAUGUUUCACACUCACAGAU